Messenger RNA from Pseudovirgaria hyperparasitica, 1146 nucleotides. RefSeq lists its product as uncharacterized. Bases 1 to 1146 code for a protein of 381 amino acids. The transcript has a single exon. NCBI's taxonomy places the organism in Eukaryota, Fungi, Ascomycota, Dothideomycetes, Acrospermales, Acrospermaceae. The record is from RefSeq and is a predicted model, not a curated record.
AUGCGCCCCUCUGCUAUCCUCCUCUCCUUCCUCUCUCCAACCGUCACUCUCGCCCUCCCACUUGACGCACCAAUAUUACAACAUAUCCGCAACGUAAAGACCUUCGCAAUUGUGAACGUUGACGGCGGCUAUGCUCCCACCUUUGCCAAUGCAGCACCUCCUGCUCCUCCUGUGACUGUUGUUCAGACAAUCACAUUCGAUGUUCCAGUCGUACCUCCUGCAACGGACAUCGUAGAACAAACAGUGGUGCACACAGAUACCACGACAAGCGAGAAGAUAGCUGUAGCCACACUUGUGCCAUCGACACCUACACCUACACCUACACCAACACCAACACCAACCCCGACCCCUACGCCUACGCCUUUAAGCGCACCGUCCCCUUCAAGGAGCAGGAGCAGUAGUCCCGUCAAAGCGCCCUCAAGCUCAGUCGCUCCACCACCACCGCCACCACGCCCAACAACGCCGACCACGACUCCCACACCCUCACCAGUCCCUCCUCCGGCUAAAACCACGACGAAAGUCAAAACCAAAGUCCACACCGAAGACGUCUCCGCCUCUCCUGCAGCCGAAACGACCGUGUACUAUGACGACGGAGUAUGGAAGACCCUUUACCCGAUAUACUCCUCCUCUGCCGUGGAUGCACCUAGUCCUGCCAAACAGACAUCGCUCCACAGUGCUGCCACGCCCACGCCUGUGCCUAGUGCUGCCGAACCCGAUGAAGAAACGAACGAGGGAAACCCGGAAUCUGACCCGGUCGUUAAUCAGCCGGAGCCUGAGACGGAGCCAGUGCCUGAGCCUGAGCCCGAGGAGCCUGAACCGGAGGAGCCCAAGCCAGAGCCUGAACACGAGAAGCCAGAGCCGGUCGAGCCGGAGACUGAGCAAUCAGAGACUGAGCAGCCAGAAUCCGAACAGCCGGAGCCUGAGCAGCCCGAAUCCCAGGAGCCUGCACCUGAACCCCUGGACGAGCCAUCAGAGACCCCAGUCCCCGCUGCCACCACCACCACCACCAAAAAGCCCACACCCAAACCAACCGAAGAAGCACAGGCCGACACUGUGGAUGUAGAUUCAGCAGCGAAAAUUGCCGCGCGGUCGAGCUCGAUACCUGCUAUGCCUGUGCCGACCCCGUGCGAAACUGGUGGCAAAUAA